Lotus japonicus is the source of this 1315-nucleotide messenger RNA. Its product is annotated as folate transporter 1, chloroplastic. The coding region runs from base 75 to 1022 and encodes 315 amino acids. Gene Ontology annotation, cellular component: chloroplast envelope. The transcript has 10 exons. The record is from RefSeq and is a predicted model, not a curated record. NCBI's taxonomy places the organism in Eukaryota, Viridiplantae, Streptophyta, Magnoliopsida, Fabales, Fabaceae. Gene Ontology annotation, molecular function: folic acid transmembrane transporter activity; FAD transmembrane transporter activity. Gene Ontology annotation, biological process: nucleotide transport; folate import into mitochondrion.
CGCAGCCUUUGUUCUGGACUUCUGGGAAGUGUUUUCCCUCUGAAACGCAAAUACAUACAUUCAUUCACUCCUCCAUGUCGACGACAGAAUCGCCUAAGCGCGACAAGUGGCAAUGGGAGACCGCCACCGCCGGCGCCGCCGCUGGAUUCGCCACCGUCGCCGUCAUGCAUCCCCUCGAUGUUGUCCGAACUAGAUUCCAAGUUAACGAUGGUCGAGUCUCUCAUCUCCCCAGAUACAACAACACCGCUCACGCCAUUUUCUCCAUUGCUCGCUCCGAGGGAUUGAGAGGAUUAUAUGCUGGCUUUCUUCCUGGGGUUCUUGGGUCAACCAUUUCAUGGGGUUUAUAUUUCUUUUUCUAUGACAAAGCUAAACAAAGAUAUGCUAGGAAUAGAGAGGAAAAGUUGACCCCGGGUCUUCAUCUUGCCUCGGCUGCCGAAGCAGGAGCUAUUGUUUCCUUGUGCACAAAUCCUGUUUGGCUAGUGAAGACAAGAUUGCAGCUUCAGACUCCUCUUCAUCAGACACGACCAUACUCUGGGCUUUAUGAUGCAUUUAGGACCAUAAUGAGGGAAGAAGGAUUUAGUGCACUUUACCGAGGGCUUGUUCCUGGUCUAUUUCUGCAGGUCUCUCAUGGUGCUAUUCAGUUCACAGCAUACGAGGAGCUUCGUAAUAUUUUUGUUGAUUUGAAGAGUAGGGGAAGUACAGUACACCGUGAAAACCCUGAUCAACUGUUGAAUUCUGUUGAUUAUGCUGUUCUUGGAGCAUCAUCGAAGAUUGCUGCGAUACUUCUAAGCUAUCCAUUUCAGGUUAUACGGUCUCGAUUGCAGCAAAGACCUGGUGGUGAUGGGGUUCCAAGAUAUAUCGACAGUUGGCAUGUUGUGAAAGAAACUGCACGAUUUGAAGGUGUUCGUGGUUUUUACAAGGGAAUUACCCCGAACCUCUUAAAAAAUGCUCCUGCUUCUUCGAUAACAUUUAUUGUUUAUGAAAAUGUUCUAAAAUUACUGAAAUUAGCUAGAAAGGAAUGACCAUUUAUUUUUCUUUUACCUUAUGAUUUUUUUUUUUCUCAAUUUUGGUAAUUACUCUCUGAUUUGAUAUUUGUUGUAUUGGGAACUUGUUCAUUUAUCCUGUCACUUUAAUUUUUAUUGAUGGGAUUCUCCUCAAGAUGUAAUCUAGCUAUAUGGAUGCAAUUCCGGGAGAUAGAAGAAUGCUUGCCUUUGCCAUAUGGAUGCAAUCCCUAGGCGGAAAAAAUGUAAUUUAGAGAUAGUUAUUUUUAUAAUUGCUGACUAUUUUUUAUUGUUAUUAAACGUCAUUUUUACAC